AACAUAUCAACAACAACACUACCAUUCACCAGUGUCAUAAUAACAAUAAAUUAUUAACAAAAUUUCGGUAUCAGCCUUACACUGUUGUUACUAACACUAAUAAUAGCGUUAGAAACAAUCUUACUCGCAAAUCUAUUAUUACUUGUGUUAGUAACAACAGGGAAGGAAAAAGACCCAUUUUCAGCUCCAAGAGAGAAAUCGAAUCAAUGGCAACAACAACAGAGAUUCGAUUAACUGAAGAAGAAAAUAAAUUAAUAGAUUUAUUGAAGGAAGUAACUGAAUAUAUGAAAAAAGAAUGUCCGGAACUUCCUCAUGUGCAACUUAGAAUAGCUGGUGGUUGGGUUCGAGACAAACUUCUAGGAUAUGAAUGUGCAGAUUUGGAUGUGGCGAUUGAUAAAAUGAUGGGAGUAAAAUUUGCAGAACAAGUGAUAAAUUAUUUGGUGAAAUUUAGGGACUAUGAUGAAAAAUUUACACGUUUACACAAAAUUGAUGUUAAUCCUCAGAAAUCAAAGCAUUUGGAAACUGCCACAACAAAAAUCUUUAAUUAUAUGGUCGAUUUUGUAAAUCUACGAAAAGAAUCUUAUGGUGAAUUAACAAGAACUCCAACUAGUAUUUCACUUGGAACACCCGAGGAAGAUGCAUUUCGUAGAGAUAUAACAAUAAAUGCAUUAUUUUACAACAUUCACACCAAAGAAAUUGAAGAUUUCACGAAACAAGUAAAUACUCAUUUAAGCAAUAAAGUGAUUCGCACACCACUAGCUCCUUCUGAAACUUUUUCAGAUGAUCCACUACGUAUUUUACGGUGUAUAAGAUUUGCUAGUAGGUUUGGCUUUAAAAAUGCAUUGAAAACAAAAGUUUCACAUGAAAGAAUUGGCAUAGAACUUGAUAAAAUGAUUAAAGGUCCAGAUCCAACAUAUUCAAUUCAAUUGAUAAAUCAAAUGAAUUUGUACAACACAAUAUUUUAUUCACCACCUGGAAUAUCAUCUGGAACCAAAAAAAACCCAGAUAUUUGUAUUCAACUUUAUAUCAGAUCAUUGUAUUUAGCAGCAUAUUUAUUCCCAUUUAAAGAUUUAAUGUACAAAGAAAAAUUAAAAGAAAAGCCCGUGAUUUAUUAUUUGAUUCAUGAAUGCUUAAAGCAAAGAAAUUUGGAUGCAAAAGAAACCGAAAGAAUUUUUUUAGCAAUAGAUCCUAUAACUGAUGCACUACGAAAAAAUUUCAAUACUCCAUUAACCAGAUCUUCACUCGGUAUGUUGAUUUGUGAUUAUGCUAAUUCAGAAUGGAGGAAAAUCUUGGUUUUUGUAUUCGCUAUUGAAUUAUUAUCAAAAUUUAAGGAAUUGGAAAUGGGUGAAGGACCUGAUAUAAAAAAAGUAUUAAGAUCAGUUAUGGAAUGGCAAUUAGAGAAUCCAGAAGGUACACCAGAAGAAUGUAAACAGUUUAUUUUACAAUGA
This is a messenger RNA of Entrophospora candida, 1448 nucleotides long. The record is from the annotation of a GenBank genome assembly. NCBI's taxonomy places the organism in Eukaryota, Fungi, Glomeromycota, Glomeromycetes, Entrophosporales, Entrophosporaceae.